GACUCUGCCAAGUCCCGUCGCUACGCCCAUCAAUCUGGAGCAAUCCGACGGAAGCGUGCCGAGCUGAAGCCCAUUUCGCCCGAGCUGCUCUCGGCAGCCGCUGCGGCGAAGAUCGAACUCCAGAGCGUGAUUCCUGGACCUGACCCUGCAGCCAACGAGUCGUAUCUCUGGUACCACACCUCCGUUCGGUCCGCGUUGGCCCUGGCGCAGGGCUAUGGCUGGGAGGAGCUGGCUAGUGGCCAAAGCGGGUCCAUUCGCCUCACCGAAAGCUGUGCCCAGGUGGAGGAUGUCGGCCCAGAUCGCUGUGGAUACUACGCCGGGAUAAGUGCUCUGCUCCUUUGUCGUGUCUGCGUUGGAAAGUUCUGCUACAUGGCCGAUGCCGGUGCCGAAGCUAAGAAAGAGGUGGACUCGGGUGAGUUCGACAGCAUUCUCGAGGACAAUGCAACACGCCGCAUAAUCGUCUUCGACGAUGGGCAGGUUCUUCCCGAGUACAUUCUGCUCUGCUCGUCGAUCGGACAUGGGGAGGACACCUUUCUUUCCUCGCUGCGACUUGAGAUGCCGAUCUACUGGAGCAAUCUCUCACGGGAUCCCACUAGC
Molecule: messenger RNA, 597 nt
Organism: Symbiodinium sp. CCMP2456
Lineage: Eukaryota; Dinophyceae; Suessiales; Symbiodiniaceae
Source: the annotation of a GenBank genome assembly